Messenger RNA from Lactuca virosa, 2934 nucleotides. NCBI's taxonomy places the organism in Eukaryota, Viridiplantae, Streptophyta, Magnoliopsida, Asterales, Asteraceae. The record is from the annotation of a GenBank genome assembly.
GCCCAUUGCAAUGUAUCAUCAUCGUCCAUGGCGCCUGGUAUCAGUUCUUGCUGAUCCAAUAUAUUCUUUCGAUUCAAAUUUCCAACCAUGAAUCCCUCGAACGAAACCCAUCAACAACAACAACAACAAAUCCUCCCUAACGUUCACAACCCUCUGCAAUUCACCAUCGUUCUACCCCACUCUGACACCAAUUCAAACCCUAGUUCUUCACUCUCAAACCCUAGCAAUGUCAACGACUUGCUCACACUCGGUAUUCCCAGAAAACGAAGACGAGGCAGGCCACGCGAUACUCUCUCCUCCAAUCAGGUAUACAAUUUACCUCCCGAAUAUCCCAACAAUCACCAAACAAAACAAAAUUCUUUCGGUUCUAAUCAUUUUGAUAGAAACCCUAACAUCGGAUCAAAUCAAGCAUCACAAGUAGAUGUAUCCGAUGAAAUAAUAGUAAUCAACAAAGAAGCAACAUCCGAAGCUUUGAUUGCUUUAACCGCCGGGUUUCCGGCGGAUGUACUUACAGAAGAAGAAAUCGACGCAGGAGUUGUUUCGGUUGUUGGUGGAAUCGAACAGGUCAAUUAUAUACUGAUUCGAAACCAUAUCAUCACCAAAUGGAGAGAAAACGUAUUCAAUUGGGUAACAAAAGAUAUGUUUCUCGAUGUUGUACCCUCACAUUGUAGCAAGCUUUUAGAUUCUGCAUAUAACUACCUAUUCUCACAUGGAUACAUCAAUUUUGGGGUUUCACCAUUGAUCAAAGAUAAACUUCUUGCUGAAACUAAUACAAAAGGGAAUGUAAUAGUCAUAGGUGCUGGUCUUUCUGGACUUGCAGCUGCAAGACAACUGAUGACAUUUGGGUAUAAAGUUACAGUUUUGGAAGGAAGAAAACGUCCAGGUGGACGAGUUUACACCAGGAAAAUGGAAGGAGGAAAUAAAGUUGCAGCUGCUGAUUUAGGAGGAAGUGUUUUAACAGGUACACAUGGAAACCCUCUUGGGAUUUUAGCUAGACAAUUAUCAUAUCCUCUUCAUAAAAUACGCGAUAAAUGUCCACUCUAUAGAUUAGAUGGAACACCAGUAGAUUCCAAAACUGAUACCAAAGUUGAAAUAGCUUUCAAUCAACUCCUAGACAAAGCAAGCAAGCUUAGACAGUUAAUGGGUGAAGUCUCACAAGAUGUUUCUCUAGGGGCAGCUUUGGAAACAUUUUGGGAAGUUGACAACAACUCUUCAAAUUCAGAAGAAACAAGUUUAUUCAAUUGGCAUCUUGCUAAUCUAGAAUAUGCAAACGCGGGUUUACUCUCUAAACUCUCUUUAGCAUUUUGGGAUCAAGAUGACCCGUAUGACAUGGGAGGCGACCAUUGUUUCUUGCCAGGUGGCAACUGGAGAUUGGUCCACGCGUUAGCAGAAAACGUCCCGAUUCUUUAUGAAAAAACAGUAAAUUCUAUUCGUUACAGUAGUGAUGGAGUACAAGUUGCUGUGAAUGGAGGACAAGUUUUUGAAGGAGACAUUGCUUUAUGCACUGUUCCACUUGGGGUUUUAAAAAGUGGGUCCAUUAAAUUCACCCCUAAUUUACCUCAAAGAAAAUUAGAUGGAAUCAAACGAUUAGGAUUUGGUUUAUUAAACAAAGUUGCAAUGCUUUUCCCUAAUCUCUUUUGGGGAACCGAUUUGGACAUGUUUGGGCAUUUAUCCGAUAACCCAAGUACACGUGGCGAAUUCUUUCUAUUCUACAGCUAUGCAAAUGUAGCAGGUGGGCCCGUGUUGAUGGCUUUAGUGGCAGGUGAAGCUGCACAUUCAUUCGAAAGCAUGCCACCCACUGACGCGGUGACACGUAUCCUCCAAAUCCUACGUGGCAUAUAUUCGCCACAAGGGAUUGAAGUACCGGAACCGAUACAAACCGUGUGCACACGAUGGGGUUGUGACCCGUUCUCUCUAGGGUCGUAUUCAAAUGUUGCGGUGGGGUCCACCGGGGACGAUUACGACAUUUUAGCAGAAAGCGUAGGGGACGGGAAGCUUUUUUUCGCUGGGGAGGCGACCACGAGACGUUACCCUGCAACCAUGCAUGGCGCCUUUUUAAGCGGGUUAAGAGAAGCUGCUAAUAUUUACCAUUUUGACACCAAUCGAGCUCUCAGGGGUAAAAUCGAGAAAAACCCGUCAAAAAACGCGUACGUUUGCGGGUCGGUUCUUGCGGAUCUGUUUCGGGAACCGGAUCUGGAAUUCGGGAGUUUUUCGGUGAUUUAUAAUAAGAAAGAUUUGGGAUCGAUGUGUGUUUUGCGUGUGGGGUUUGUGAAAAAAGGGCAAGAGAGUUGGAAAGAAGGUCAGUUGUAUUCGAAUAAAUUAAUAUUCCAACAGUUGCAAUCGCAUUUUAAUCAGCAACAAGAGGUUCAUGUGUAUACUUUGUUAUCAAGGGAACAAGUGUUGGAGUUGAGAGAAGUGAAAGGAGGUGAUGAAAUGAGGUUGAAUUAUUUGAUUGAAAAACUUGGAGUGAAAUUGAUUGGAAGGAAAGGGUUGGGACCUGGUGCUGAUGAUGUUAUUUCUCAAAUUAAGGCUGAAAGAAGUAAAAGCAAACCUGCAGUAACUGUUAAAUCUGGAACCUUGAAGCCGAAAUCAGCUAUGAAGCAGAAGUUGGUGAGAAAGGCAAAGAUAUUGCGGAAAAACAAUAAUCAGUUGCUUCCUGUUGAAGGGGUUGGGGGUAAUGACGUGGAAGUUAAAGUAGGUGGUAGUAGUGUUAGUGGAAUGACCAAAUUGGUGGUUAAUGAGUCGAUUCCAAGUGUAAAUAUGAAUGUGGGUGAAGGGCUGAUUGGUAAUUUUAGCGCCUCUGCCUCUUAUCCUCCGAAUGUUGAGGGACUUGGUGUUGGGGUUGGGGUUGGGGCUGCUUCACAUGGUUGGGAUUUAGACAUUUAGUAGAAUUAGAUGGCGAAAUGUUGUAAAAAAACGGGACUUGUGUAGAUG